Chroicocephalus ridibundus (black-headed gull) is the source of this 948-nucleotide messenger RNA. RefSeq names its product IFI30 lysosomal thiol reductase (gene IFI30). Gene Ontology annotation, molecular function: oxidoreductase activity, acting on a sulfur group of donors, disulfide as acceptor. The record is from RefSeq and is a predicted model, not a curated record. The transcript has 7 exons. Lineage: Eukaryota; Metazoa; Chordata; Aves; Charadriiformes; Laridae. Gene Ontology annotation, cellular component: lysosome. Bases 112 to 888 code for a protein of 258 amino acids.
ACAUGAGGAGGACGGUUGAGCGGGGCAGGAAGGCCGUGCGGAGGCGGGCGCAGCCAGCCUUUAAAAGUCGUCGCGGGGACGGGCUCGCCUCCAUGCCACCCCACCGUCCCCAUGGCCCCCACGCUGCCGCUGGCGCUCCUGCUGGCCCUGCUGGCCCCGGGGCUCGGGGUGGCUGUCCCCGGCUGUGACUACCCGGCCCACCUCUGGUGCAGCUCCUGGGAGAUCGCCGUCGCCUGCCAGGCGGAGAGCCACUGCGUCAACCUCUCGCGCCCGGCGGCCGCCCCUGUGGAGCUGAGCCUGUUCUACGAGAGCCUGUGCCCGGCGUGCCGCUGGUUCCUGGUCCAGCAGCUCUUCACCGCCUGGCUGCUGCUGCCCAGCGAGGCCCUCACCAUCACCCUGGUGCCCUACGGCAACGCCGAGGAGAGGAACGUCAGCGGGAAGUGGCAAUUCCAGUGCCAGCACGGCCCGGAGGAGUGUUUGGGCAACAUGAUCGAGACCUGCCUGAUGCACGAGGCCAAGAACUUCAGCACCUACUUCCCCGUCAUCUUCUGCCUGGAGUCGGGCAGCUCCGUCACCAAGAACCUGGAGGCCUGCCUGCAGGUCUACGCCCCGCAGCUGGACGGGGGCCGCAUCGCCGCCUGCGUGCAGGGGGACACGGGGGCCGAGCUGAUGCACCGCAACGCCCAGCUGACGCAGGCGCUGGACCCCCCGCACCAAUACGUGCCCUGGAUCCUCAUCAACGGGAAGCACACGGACGAGCUGGAGGCGGAGGCCCAGGCCUCACUGGUGGGGCUGAUCUGCCGCCUCUACCAGGGGGAGAAGCCCGAAGCCUGCGGGGGGUCGCGGGUCCCGAAGGCCCCGAAGGCCCCGGCCGGCUGCCGGCGCUGAGGGACGGCGCGGGAACAGGAGCGGGCGGCAAUAAAAGGACGAUUUUGUGGAAAACCAAAA